GUUCCCUGCUGUACUCUGGAGCCUGCGGUGCUCGGCGGCCCCGCCAUGGAGGAGAGCAGCGGCAUCCGCCUCUCGGCCGAGUGCCUGGACGAGCCGCCCAACAGCCGCGUCUUCGUGGUGCUGGGCAAGGACACCGGCGAGGCGCUGAUCCGGGAACGCUUCUCGCCCUUCGGGGACAUCCAGAACAUCUGGCUGCUGCGGGACAGGCGCACCAACGAGUCCCGCGGCAUCGCCUUCAUCAAGUUCGCCCGCAGCUCGCAGGCCUGCCGGGCCAUGGAGGAGAUGCACGGCCGCAGCCUGCUCCCCGACAGCAAGCCCAUCAAGGUAUUUAUUGCUCAGUCAAGAGCUUCUGGAAGCCACCGAGAUCUUGAAGAUGAAGAGCUUACACGAAUCUUCGUUAUGAUACCAAAAACCUACACGGAGGAGGAUCUGCGAGAGAAAUUUAAGAUGUAUGGAGACAUUGAAUAUUGCAGCAUUAUUAAAAACAAGACUACUGGAGAAAGUAAAGGUUUGGGCUAUGUGAGGUACCUGAAACCAUCGCAAGCUGCCCAAGCAAUUGAAGAGUGUGAUCGAAGCUACAGGGCCAUUUUGGCUGAACCCAAAAAUAAGUCAUCUGAGUCUUUUGAACAUGAUUAUUACAGUAAUAGCAUGAGGCCAGAACUGAGAGGAAAUACGCUUCCAUUCUGUAUGCAGCCAGAAUUUUGUAGCUUUGAAAAAGCUGAGGCCCGAAUUCAAGAGCCAGUCUCCAAACGCCUGUCGGUGAUAUCUCGGCUGCCCUUUAUUCAAGAGCAGCUCUUUGCCCUCUUCGAUUUAGUUCCAGGUCUGGAAUAUUGUGAUGUUCAGCGAGACCCUCAUACCAAUAGUGGGUAUGCUGUGAUUCAGUACAGCACUGCUGCCUCUGCUAUAUAUGCCAAGUACAAACUACAUGGGUUUGAGUAUCCUCCUGGAAAUCGACUAACUGUCGUUUUCCUAGAAGAUGGGAAUGAUAGCUCCGACCUUAUCAGGAAAAUGGCAACACAGCUGGUGACAGCCCAGGUGUCGUCAGCGUUGCGCAGUAACAGCGCGAUGGUUCAGCAGUACAGGUCGCCUCCUCAAACAUUUGGAGGAACUUCUGGCCCACAGUUGCUGCAGCCCCAAACAGAUGCCAUACUUCCACCACCCAAAAAAAAAGUUCCACCUGACACUUCUGUGAAGGAAAGGCUUUUCAUACUUUUUCAUCCCCAUCCUUUACCUGUAAAUGUAUUGGAGGAUGUGUUCUGUCGUUUUGGACAAUUGAUAAGUGUUUAUCUCGUGGCUGGAAAAAACGUGGGCUAUGCAAAAUUUGCAGACAGAGCCAGUGCCAGCGAGGCCAUAACUGCACUACAUGGCAAGAUUGUGAAUGGUGUGAGGCUGAAAGUGAGGCUGGCAGACUCACCCCCAGAGGAGCCCAACAAGCGCCAGAGAACUUACUGAGCAGAAACUAAGUAAUGACAUGACCCUCAGCUAGCUGACUGACUGACUGAAACGUGACUAGACAUGGUUCCUGUGGACAGUGACAGCUUUUUUCAGUGACAACUUUUUUUUUUUUUUUGUUGUUAAUUGUUACUUAGUUGAUCUCUCUAUCGUUUCUAUCUCCUUUUACUUUCUGAAUAUGCAGACCUGCAGUUUUGAAAAAUAUGUAGGCAUUAAAAACUGUAAACUGGUGGUUGUUCUUGUAAUAGUAUAUAACCUUGUAUUACAGAAAUAGCUCUUGUUUUUACAUGAAUCCUUCCUAUAAGAUGGAAAUUGAUGGAGGAAAUAAAGGAGCCAGCAUUUUCUGACUUGACUGGUUAAUUGAUAAUGAUUCAGAUUCUGUUAAAAUAGAAGACAUCUCUCAUGAUCCAAAUUGCAUUGAAAAUGAAGUACUUUUAAAAAUUCUAGCAGACAUGACAGUAUUAAUCUAGAUUUAAGAAAAUAGCUGUAAUCAAGAAAAUAAUUCCAAGUACGUUCUUAAAUAUUUUGUUGCUUUGGGCCAGAAUGAUUCCUUAUGCUGUUUAGUGAAAGAAACAUUUGACUGUCAGACUACUAAAGCUUCUUGUAUUUAUGCUU
Cinclus cinclus is the source of this 2067-nucleotide messenger RNA. It is a transcript of the gene RBM45, whose product is annotated as RNA binding motif protein 45. The transcript has 10 exons. NCBI's taxonomy places the organism in Eukaryota, Metazoa, Chordata, Aves, Passeriformes, Cinclidae. Gene Ontology annotation, molecular function: RNA binding. Bases 46 to 1452 code for a protein of 468 amino acids. The record is from RefSeq and is a predicted model, not a curated record.